AACAGAGAAAAAAAAGCAUUAUUAUGAAAUGUGAGAGAAAUAAAACAAAUACAGUUGUGAACGAUAUGCAUACAUUCACAAAACAAAAGCUUUCGGUGGUCAUUAGUGCAUAUUCCCAGAAUUCUGUCUGAAGGUCAAGAUUUCAGCUUCCUUCUCCAGACAUGUCUGUACGGGGCACAAACACUCUGGUUUGUUUUGGCAAUGAUUCCCUUUUCUCUGGAAGAGCACGGUCCUACACUGACAGGGAGAGGCUUGUAUCACAAAACACAUUGCAUGAUGUCAUGAUUCAUUGUCUUCAGAGAAACCCACAACAAAACUACACUUUUAAAAAUCUUAGAUAGUUGCUUCUUGCUUCUCGACACAAAGACGGCCGUACUCAUCUUACUUGUUGGGAACAAAUAUGUGAGGAAGUAGUAAGGUAUAAAUAAAUCAUUUAUGUCCUUUAGAGCGGGACGCAUGCUGUGCCUCAUUACUGUGCGUGUCACACGUGUACUUUGAGCUUUAGAUAAUGCUUCUGUGGUUUUAAAGACGGGUCACAGUGAUAUAACAAAACUCCUUGAUUUGACUAGUUUACAUCUAUACAAUUAGAUUCUUCACAGGGAAAUAUUAUGUUAGCAUCAAAAGGUAUACAGAAUUUGAAAUUGUAAGAGAUUAAAACAGCUGAUAUUUGUGGCGAUACAGUCUGUUCACACAAACCUUUGAAUAAGUCUAAGAGCAACAACAUGGCAAAUGAUAUUAUGUAAAGGUAACUUAAACACCCCAAGACUUAUUACAGUAACAUUUUAAUAACAGUUUAGCUGUUAUUGAUGCACAUUUUGAAAAGAAACUAAAGACAAUGUAUGAUUUCAAGGCCUAUAGGUUUUAUUCAUAGCAAAACCGACAACUAAAUUCAUGUAAAUGUAUAAUUUUGACUGCAGUCUUAUCAAAAAUAAUGCAUAUAGAAUGUAGAAUUUUGGACAUAUGACAGUCCACUUUGAAUAACAUCAUAAAAGCACAUCAUGCAGUUUGAUGCUACUUCUGUCUUAUACGCAGAGUAUGUGUUAGUAUACAUAUCUUUGACUACAUACAAGUUGUACUUAAAAAGCAUGCACAGAGGUACGGAGAACUCGAAAAUAGGGACUUGAGAAAUUACAGUAUGUUGAAAAGACCUGCUUCAAUUAUAUUAUCUGUAACAUUUUAAAAUCAAGUAUAUUGUUUUAAUUUUGUCCUUGUAAAUAUAUCUGCCUCUUAACUGCAGUCAUGAUCUUUUUAUUUUUCUCACUCUGAAAUUUGUCGCUUAACACUUCUCUUUGCAAUUUUUAAUUAGGAUGCACUGAUGCUGUGCACUAUGGAAUAAGUAGUUUUGAAUUAGCACUAAUCCAAUUACAGAAACAUUUAUUUUCUGUUAAUAAAAACCUCUUAACUGAUCCCAUUUCUGUCUUCACAUACAAAUACAGAAAACCUAACGGUCAAAGGUCUUCACUAAUAUCUGUCUUGUGAGUAAAUAAGACACUAAUGUGCUAUGUUUUACACAAAAUCUGAUAGGAAUUGUAAAUUGUAUUGGCAGUAAAUACCAUAAUAAACCCUGAGGUGCAUUUAUGUAAGGCUUGAAUAACAUUCAAAAUCCGAUCAGGCAUACAUACAGUAGUAGUACAUCAAAAUUAGGUUGGAAUAUUACCUCCGGCUGGAAUCAGAAAUCCUGCUUUUUAAAUUAAUUUAAGGUUUUUUCCACCUUAAGCGUACUUUAAUACGAUACCAAUUUAUACGAUGAUCAUUCAGUGUGUUAGUGUGUCUGAAAGAGGCAUUGAUCCUGACUCCAGGUGGCUUUACUCUCCCCUAACGGUGAGUACACCGCUGCAGCUGCGAAUGAGAGAAAUUAUGCUGCAAUUCCCGCACCAUGUAACACUGCAUCCCCUUCUCCAUCAUCUCCAUCUCCUGAUGCCAGUCUGAGCCCCCCCUCCGUGACUUUCUGUUUGCAGUUUGGUGACGUAGAGAGACAGGAGGACAGAGAGAGAGGGAGAAAGAGAAGGAGAGAGAGGGAGGGAGAGAUGCCGAGAUGGAUUGAUAGACAAAUGCAGAGAGGGCGGAACUUGGAAUUACAGUACACUGCUUAUUCCUCACGUAUUUUGCCAUCUUGUGAUGAUGAUGAUGCUCGCAGGUGCCGGACAUGAGUAAAUCAAGGUCUCUGGCUCGAUAAGAAGGAAACACAAGGAUACUUCACUUAUCAGAGCUGUGCGCUGCGCUCACACCGGACUUAUUUGUUUUGAUACCGCCAGACUUUAUUUAUUUUUUAGUUGCGUAAAAAGGCGCAGCAAAGUAUCGCCCCCCUUCCAAACAGCACUGGAGAUUAGUCAUUUUUCCAGGGGGGAGUGAGCUGAAAACUUGGUGUUUUAGGGCUCUCACUACUGCUGCUGCUUUUUAUUUUUUCUUGCCAUGAGAAACAUGAAGGAAGAUGAUCUUUGAUGGACAUGAAGGUGUCAGGAGCUGGCCGAACCCCUUCGUAAUUGUUGUGCUUAAAGUCCGAGACAACACAUCUUUUAUUUCCAAUAAAGAGCACGCAGUUUGAGAAGAAGAAGACAAUCCCGAGAUCAAAACCUCUACCCCCGAAAAACGGGAUGCUUUUCCAGAACUGACAGACUUGAUUUGCUCGUAAUUCCUGCAUGAGAAGCACCGUGGAAAGUGACGGUCACUAUGCCGAGGAGAAAGCAGCAAGAUCCGCGGCGAGCAGCAGCGUACGCGCCCGAAGACGAGAAUAAGCCAGGCGAACACAUCGAAGAAGAGCACCUGCAGGACGACGGCCUCUCAUUAGACGGCCAGGACAAUGAGUUUCUGUGCAACGAGGAAGAAGAAGAUGUGGAUGGAGGCCAGCCACCUAGCUACAGAGACUCUCCGCUCAGCAAUGGCACUAACCCUGAUGCUGGAUACGGGUCCCCGCUCAGCGACACCAGCGACCGGCUGACAGACUUUAAGAGCACCUCUUCCAGGGACGGUCAGGAGAGGGAAGUCACGACUUUACCCAUCCGCCCCGACAACGGCCUGUCUUUCCAGGAUAGCCUGGCACAGAUGAAAGCCGUCUAUGCAAACCUCAUCUCAGAUGCCUCUUGGUCUAGCAUCACAAUGGACUUAAUGAAAUCUAAGCCUGCUGCAGCCGGCAGUGUCAAUAGUGCCAUCACUACUACGGAGCCUGCCCCUUCUGUCUCCUUAACCACGACCACAAACAAGAGCAGCGGGGUCAACAUGACUAGCAGUCACCAUAAUGGCAGGAGCUCCAACGCUACUGUGAACCACACAGGCAGCGCAAGUGGCAACACUAAUGGCACAGCGUCUAGCUCUGUUAGCAGCAACAGUGCACACAGUGGUGGGGCAAGCAAUGGUAGCGGUGUGGCCUACGACUGGCACCAGGCAGCGCUUGCCAAAACUUUUCAACAGAACCCCUACCACCUUUUGCCAGAGCCCAGCCUCUUCAGCACAGUGCAGCUCUACCGGCAGAACAACAAACUGUAUGGUUCUGUUUUCACUGGUGCAAGCAAGUUCCGUUGCAAAGACUGCAGCGGUGCCUAUGACACACUGGUGGGUUUAACAGUCCACAUGAAUGAGACGGGCCACUAUCGAGAUGACAACAAGGACAAAGAGGAGGAUCAGGGAAAGCGCUGGUCCAAACCACGUAAGCGCUCCCUGAUGGAGAUGGAGGGAAAAGAAGAUGCUCAAAAGGUGCUGAAGUGCAUGUACUGUGGCCACUCGUUUGAGUCUCUUCAAGAUCUCAGUGUUCAUAUGAUCAAGACCAAGCAUUACCAGAAAGUGCCUCUCAAAGAACCGAUGCCAGCCUUGGCCACAAAGCUGAUGUCUUCUUCAGCUAAAAAACGAGCUCUCCAUGAUGCUAUAGUGUCCCCAUGCUCGCCAGACUCUAUCCAUGCUAGUAGUGUUGGUGGUGGUAGUGUAUCUCUUGGGGAUGUUGGCACAAAAUCCGCAGGUAACCCCUACGUUACGCCAAACAACCGCUACGGCUACCAGAAUGGUGCCAGCUACACAUGGCAGUUCGAAGCUCGUAAAGCCCAGAUCCUCAAAUGCAUGGAGUGCGGGAGCUCUCAUGAUACACUCCAACAGCUGACUGCCCACAUGAUGGUUACUGGUCACUUUUUGAAGGUUACAAAUGCUGCAUCCAAAAAGGGCAAACAGCUGGUUUUUGAUCCGGUGGUGGAAGAGAAGAUUCAGUCUAUCCCACUGCCACCGACCACCACCAGACUCCCUGUUCCCAGUGGGGUAAAGUCCCAGCCAGUGUCCCCUGCCCUCUCUACAUGCUCAGAGGAAAAGAGAGAAGGAGGCGAGGAUGAAAGGUCUGAAGGUGGGGAGCCAAUGGAGAGAAAAAUCAAGGAGGAGAGAGAUGACUCAGUUGAGAAAUCUAACAAUGACGGCACAUCUUAUAAAUACCUUAGAGAAGAAGAUCUAGAGGAGGCGCCAAAAGGGGGUUUAGAUAUUCUUAAAUCCCUUGAGAACACAGUAUCCAGUGCCAUCAGCAAGGCCCAGACAGGCACGCCCACAUGGGGGGGCUACCCUAGCAUUCAUGCAGCAUACCAGCUGCAUGGCAUGAAGAACUCUUCUACCAUUCUACCUCCAAUGGUCCAGAGUAUGCAGAUGCAGCCAAUGUUCGCAGGUGGGCUACGAGGCCUUGUGAUUAACCCAAACUCAAUCAUCCACUCGCCUCGGAGCCCUUCCUCCCCUACCCCCCUCAGGAGCAAUGUCAGUGCCAUGGAGGAGCUUGUAGAAAAAGUGACAGGGAAAGCUUCCAAUGUGAAGAAGGAAAAGGAGGAGAAGAUGGUGAGCAUUGAACGAUGCCGGCCCCCAUCGUUAGUCAAAUCCCCCUCUCCUGCACUGAGAGAGCAGAGAGAACAAUUAACAUCUCCAAAUGACCUAUCUGUAGGUAAACCAUCGGGUAUGAGAAGUAGCAGCCCAGGAAGUGUAGACUCAGAGCUCAUCUGCAAGAAGGAGCCCAAAGAGAGCCUAGUCGACGGCCACAACAACCAUUCGAAGAAUGGCUCAGAGAUGUGCCAAUCCCCAGUAACUAAUGGCAACUGUCUUGGCAUCAUCACCGAUCACUCACUGGAAAGUCCCUUCAUCAACCCUCUCAGUGCACUCCAGUCAAUCAUGAACACACACCUGGGUAAAGCCUCCAAACCAGUAAGCCCAGCUGGAGACCCACUAUCUAUGCUUUACAAAAUCAGCAACAGCAUGAUGGAUAAGCCAGCGUUCAAAACAACUCCUCAGGGCAAACCCACUGAGCCCAUCAACCACUAUCCGCUGUAUGAGAGCAGUGACCAGCCCAUUGACCUGAGUAAAAGUAAGGCCACCAGUAACAGCAACAAUAAUAACAACAACAACAACAACAACAGCAGCAGCGGGCUCUUGACCAACAGUAGUGUAAAUGGUAACAAACCCCUAAUUUCCCUCCCUGACUCAGUCUCCUCUCCUCUGAGAGAGAAUGCUCUGAUGGACAUUUCCGACAUGGUAAAGAACCUCACGGGGAGACUGACGCCCAAAUCUUCAACCCCUUCCUCCAUCUCAGAGAAGUCAGAUGCAGACGGCAGUGCUUUUGAGGACGCCCUAGAGGACCUCUCCCCAGUGCAGAAGAGGAAAGGAAGGCAAUCCAACUGGAAUCCCCAGCACCUCCUCAUCCUCCAGGCACAGUUUGUGUCCAGCCUAAGGGAGACCUCAGAGGGCCGCUUCGCCAUGACUGACCUAGGCCCUCAGGAAAGGGUCCACAUCUGUAAGUUCACAGGCCUCUCCAUGACCACCAUAUCCCAUUGGCUGGCUAACGUCAAGUACCAGCUGAGACGGACUGGGGGCACCAAGUUUCUCAAGAACAUGGACUCAUGCCAGCCUGUGUUCCUCUGUGGUGACUGUGCCUCCCAGUACAGGACUCCCUCCGCCUACAUCGGCCACCUGGAGACUCACCUGGGCUUCAGCUUGAAGGACCUGUCCAAACUGUCAACGGAGCACCUUCGGGAGCAGCAGGCUGCCUCAAAGGUGAUCACAGACAAAAUGACAUUCGGCAGGCCCCUGUCAGCAUUGACCACGGCAGAGGACGAAACAAGCUCCGUGUAUCAGUGCAGACUUUGCAAUCGGACAUUCGUCAGCAAACACGCAGUCAAACUGCAUCUCAGCAAGACCCACGGCAAGUCUCCAGAGGACCACCUGGUGUUUGUCACUGCUUUGGAGAAACUGGAGAAGAUGGAGAAGGUUUAAGCGGGGUCUUGUGCUGAGAGCAGUAGAGACUGACAGCUGUGGAACUGACUAGAAUUUCAUUGCACUAAAAUGACUUUAUUCACAGUUACUGCACUGGGCCGAACUGAGCCGCCAGAAAGAUAUCGAUCUUAUUAUUUCUUUUUUUGUGAUAACUGCCUGACUGGACCAUGUCUUUUCAUGUUGAUUUGUUUUUGUUUUGCCAAGCUUUUUUACACUUAUUUUGUAAUAUAUUUAUAUGCUAUUUGUCUGAUCUGUGCAUGUAUUUGAGUGAAUCAAGGUUAAACACAAGAUUUUAAUCUUUUCAUGGCAAAAAUACAACUACUGCUUCAAUUGUAAAAGUGGUGAGCGGAAAGAGAAUUUGUGGAAGAGAAAACUGUAUAAUACUUGAUAUGAAGAAGGUGAAAAUUAAAUGUAUACACCAAAAGAAUGAAAGAAUACCCGGAGAGACUGAAGUAGCACCUUAGACAGUUGAAAUUUGAAUUUGUAAAGAGAACAUGUUUUGAAAUAUCUUGCAUUUGUCAAAAUCAGAUUGAUUUAAAAAAGAUCAAGGAUUAUCAUUUCCUUCCCCUCUCCGUUUUUGGUUCCUGUCACUGCAAUGUUUCUGAUGAUGAAUGGCCUGCUCAUAAAUCUGUCAGUGUAUUAGAAAAAGAUCAUGUGAACCUUUGGAAAAACUGAAAUGCUGCUUCUGGUUACGAGUCAAUCAGUGAAAAAUGAAUGGCCGUCAGUAUGCAAGAUUGCUCAAAAAACUUUUCCUUGUUGUGAAGUAUCACCCUAUAGCAAUUUUCCAGUUGUAUGGUUUGUUACAACAUUCUCUUUCUAAAUUGUGUCGCUUUAUUCAACUGUAAAGAGAACAGUCCGUUACAUGUAGAUGAUUACUAGUGAAAUGUCAGUACUCCAUAAGACAUAUCUUACCAUUUGAAAACGGCUCAACAUUCUUUGUAUCUUAAGGUGUGUGCAUUCUCUAACUUUUAUAUUGUCAUUUUAUAUACAAAAAUGAUAAAAAAUAAAAACAGAUGGUGUAUAUAGAUAUAUGCUGUAGAGCUACAAAAAUGUCCUUUUUUAAAGAAAAAUACAAAUGUAGCUUCUUUGGCUUGGUUUACAGAAAUGAUUUUAAUUAUACUUGCAUCCAAUUUGAUGCAUGAACAUGGUGUGGAAAAUAAAUAAGCGAUGCACAAUGACUAUACAUUUCAAUGUUUUAUCGACAAUAUUGUAAAAAAAAAUACUUUUUAGCACCGAUUAGUUUGUUUCAUUUCUUUCUCAAUUGUAAAAUAAACCCCAAAGCAGUUGUUAACAGU
This is a messenger RNA of Trematomus bernacchii (emerald rockcod), 7514 nucleotides long. RefSeq names its product teashirt homolog 1-like. Gene Ontology annotation, biological process: regulation of transcription by RNA polymerase II. Gene Ontology annotation, cellular component: nucleus. Gene Ontology annotation, molecular function: DNA-binding transcription factor activity, RNA polymerase II-specific; DNA binding. The transcript has 3 exons. The coding region runs from base 2671 to 6219 and encodes 1182 amino acids. The record is from RefSeq and is a predicted model, not a curated record. Lineage: Eukaryota; Metazoa; Chordata; Actinopteri; Perciformes; Nototheniidae.